This is a messenger RNA of Crotalus tigris (Tiger rattlesnake), 1141 nucleotides long. It is a transcript of the gene APOA1, whose product is annotated as apolipoprotein A1. Gene Ontology annotation, molecular function: high-density lipoprotein particle receptor binding. The coding region runs from base 136 to 924 and encodes 262 amino acids. Lineage: Eukaryota; Metazoa; Chordata; Lepidosauria; Squamata; Viperidae. The record is from RefSeq and is a predicted model, not a curated record. The transcript has 4 exons.
UCAGGAGUGAAUUCCCUGUUUAUAGCUACUGCUUAUCUCCAGCAAUAAACAACCCUGUCGGUAUAAAAAGCCUCCAUCGACUCCAUGCAGCAAAGACCGCAGCAGACACCUGAGUGGCUGGGUUGAACGUAGUUCAUGAUGCAGAGCCUCAAUCUUGUCCUGGCCCUCCUGCUCCUUACAGGAGCCCAGGCCCGCUACUUCUGGCAGCAUGAUGAUCCCCAGCAGACUCGCCUGGAACGCCUGCAGGAGCUCGGCCAAGUGUACCUGGAGUCAGCCAAGACAGCAGUCCAGCAAGCUGUGGCCCAGUUCGACUCCUCUGCCGUGGCCCAGGAGCUGCAAGUGAAUUUAGGGCAGAAACUGGAAGCCCUGACAAUUGUACUGCGAGAGAUCAAGGAGCAGAUAACCCCCGAGCUGCAAGAAGUCAGGACCGAACUGGAGACGGCCUGGCAGAAGCUGAAGGAAGAGGUGACCAGGGACGUGCAGGACCUCGGAGCCCAGAUCCAGCCCUUGCUGCGCAGGCUUCGGGAGAAUGUGCAGCAGGACGCGGCUGCCUACUUCCAGCAGCUGAGUAGCGUCUCCAAGGAAAUCAACCAGGUGGCCCAGGAGAGGCUGAGGCCGGUGGCCGAGGGCUUCCGGGACAAGGUGCGGACCCACGUGGACGAAUUCCGCAAGGACGCUGCUCCCUACGCUAAGAAACUGGAGCAGCUGAUCCAGGAGAAGGUCAAGACACUGGAGCAGAGUGCCCAGGCCGAGUUCACCGAGUUGCAGACUGAGCUGCAGCAGCAACUGAGCGAAGUGCGUGAGAAAUACGGGCCCCUCUGGGAAAAGGCCCGGGAGGAGCUGCUGACCGUGCUGGAGAACAUGAAGUCCUUGUUUGUGGCCACCCAGAAUUUGGAGCAGGAGACACAGCAGCAGAGUUCCUAGAGGCCCUGCCUUGGUGGGCCCCCCAAUCAGCACUGCCUCUCCCCCCUCCCCGCAAGGGUCACGGUGACCCAUCCUAAUGGCUGAGGAGGCUGGCAAGUCCUUUGUAAGACAGUAGAAGGCCAGAAACAGCCCCCCUCCCAGCUGCUAGUCUCAUGUCCCCUCCCUAGACUUUUUUCUCUUCUCCUUUUAUGCCAAAUAAAAAAUGAUUAUAUGCAAA